AUGGCUCCACUGAGUGGCGAAGCGUGUCCGUUGUCAGUUUCUUCCAUUCCACAUUUCGGCCCUGUCGUUCCAGAAGCAGUCUCUUCCUGGUUCCGUUUGUUCUUGUACCACACCGCCGGUAAUGGACCAGUUUCAAUGUAUAUUCGCAAAGGAUCACGAAUUCCAGUAGUUCCACGUGCUUUGCGUAGAUGCAAGCGAUUGCUGUUGACAACAUCUUCCCAUGAACCUGUUAUUGUUCCAACAGAUAACUGUCUAGUUCAGCUAAAUGAUACCCUUCUAACUCACGCAGUUCUUGCACAGGAGUACAGUGCAGUGACUGACGAUGCGGAACUUGUAAGUGUGCCUUUCCCAUUCGUAGAAUCAGACCUAAAGGAUGGGAACUUUGCACUGCAUCCGUCGGUGGUGGUACUGCGCAAUAAGUUGGGGCUUGAUGCAUUGUGCGGCUACUUAACAUUGCUAUGUAAGACGAAGGAAUUGCUAGUUAAAGACCGGAAAAACGAUAAUGCACCAGUGAGCAAGGAUCCGAGUUCCAGCGCUGUCCAGUUUGCCAAUCAUGACUUAGCGCAAUCACUACAGGAGUUGAUUGAUAAGUACCAGGACUGGGGAGGCAGUGAGCCCACAUUUCCAGCAUCGCGAAGCUGUCUACCAACACAAACUGUGCUUUUUGAAAAUGGUGAGCUCAGCAUUGUCACGGAUUUACGUUCUUGGUAA
Molecule: messenger RNA, 711 nt
Organism: Gongylonema pulchrum
Lineage: Eukaryota; Metazoa; Nematoda; Chromadorea; Rhabditida; Gongylonematidae
Source: the annotation of a GenBank genome assembly